GGCGGUGACCCCGGGCGGGGAGCCUUGUCCCUGCGUAAGUGUGGGGAGGGGACCCGACCCGCGGCCGGGAGUCUCAGCGUUCAUUCCGCGCUCCUGAGUCCGCCUCCGCGUUCUCCGAGCGGUCCUGGGAUCCUGGCCCUAUCUGUGUCCGGAGCCCCCAUGGUGCGGGGGGAGGCAUCGGAGGGAUCGAGGGCUGCCCUCUGAAUCUGGGGAUGGAGCCUUGGACAGGUUGGCACCCCCGCCGGGGGUUUGAUCGUCCUGGGACGGCCCCCGCACGCUGCGUAGAUGUCCGUGACAUCAACCUGUAGGUGAGCGUCGACGCCUGGUACGUAUCUGAAGAGCUGAGUUGCAUGCCUCGAAUCUGCGCGACCCAGGUUCAGCUGACUACGCGGGUUUCCACCAGGGGGCGCAAGAGAGAGCGUCAUUUCACAACGUCCACCAGGGGGCGCGCCCGCCCGCCUCUGACGGCCCAGGGUUGGGGAACCAACCCGCGGAUGUGCCCCGCCUGAUUGGGAGCGGCACCGCUAAACUAUUUGCAUAAUCUUGAAAGGGGCGCGUUGAGUGGUUGAAGUACAGAAGAUAUAUGAAACGGGUUCUCUCAUUGGCUUCAAUUUCCCCCCUUGCUCCGCGUCCCUAUCCCGGCCAGACCCGGCCCGGAGGUCAGUCGGAAGCCUCCGGCUAGUGGCGAGAGGGAACCCAGGUGUCCGGGCAGUGGGCGCUGAGGGAGCUGGAGAUGUGAAUCUAGAGAGGCACUGCGACCCUUGCCACCUGCCUCUCCACCCACACACCAAAGUCCUCUCCACCCACCCGGGCCCCACUCACGCUGCCUUGGGAGUCGCUCAAAAGUAGGGCCCCAAGGCUCAGAGCAGCUGGGUAUGGGUACCGAGAAUGAAAGUCCUGAACCAGACUGCCAGAAACAGUUCCAGGCCGCAGUCAGCGUCAUUCAGAACCUGCCUAAGAACGGCUCUUACCGCCCUUCCUACGAAGAGAUGCUGCGAUUCUACAGCUACUACAAGCAGGCUACCAUGGGGCCCUGCCUGAUCCCCCGGCCUGGGUUCUGGGACCCUAUUGGACGUUAUAAAUGGGAUGCCUGGAACAGCCUGGGCAAGAUGAGCAGGGAAGAGGCCAUGUCCGCCUACAUCACUGAGAUGAAGCUGGUGGCACAGAAGGUGAUCGACACAGUGCCCCUGGGCGAGGUGGCAGAGGACAUGUUUGGUUACUUCGAGCCCCUGUACCAGGUGAUCCCUGACAUGCCGAGGCCCCCGGAGACCUUCCUGAGAAGGGUCACAGGUUGGAAAAAGCAGGCGCUGAAUGGAGAUGCUGAGGCUACCUCAGAGCCUCCCCGCCUCCCCAAGGAACCAGCACCCCCAAGCCCAGAGUCCCAGCCACCCAGGGACCAGGACUCUGAGGUUUUCUGUGAUUCCGUGGAGCAGCUGGAGCCUGAGCUGGUGAGACCCACUCCCAUGACCUCCCCUUCCCCACCCCACUGGGCCCUGGCUGCUCCCACCGCCUGCCUUGGACUUUGUGACUCUUCUCAUCAGGUUUGGGCAGAGCAGAGGGACGCCCUGGGUGGAGAGCUGGACACCGGAAACAGCCCCGAGCCUCCUGCAGAGGAAGGGAGAUUGGAAAGCACUCUGUUGGGGCCCCAGGAACUGGACACAUGGCUGGUGGGGACAGUUCAGGCGCUGCAGGAGAGCAUGCGGGAUGUCCAGGGGAGACUGCAGAGCCUGGAGAGCAUGCCUGUCCCCACCAAGCAGAGGCCCCCACCCAGUGCCAGGCCUUGGCCCCUCAGGCUCUCCGGUCCCACGCUGCUCUUCUUCCUCCUGUGGCCCUUCAUCGUCCAGUGGUUCUUCCGACAGUUUCGGACCCAGAAGAGGUGACUCGCAAGGGAGGAGUCUCUGCAGCCAGCUGAGGAGGCUAUGAGCCCUCUGUCCUGCUGUGUCCUGAGCCUUCCUAGGGUUUAGGAGAAUAGCACUAACCCCUGCUCCCCAGCCCCUUUACCGUCCCAAUUAGUGUUUGCCUUGGCAUCCCUCCCCUAAUGGGGGGGCCGGAUAAGACCCCACUCUUCCUGCAGCUCCACAGGGACUCUCCCUCCUCUCCCGCCCAACCACCUCAGGCUCUUUGGGGAGGCUGCAGCUGUGGCGCACUACCCCAGCUCUGGGUUGGCGCCUGAUUCAGGGGCGGAGCUGCCGGGUCCCAGUCUCUGCCCUCCCCAGCCUCUGGGUCACCUAACUCCUCUCCCAAGCCGGCCUCUUCCCAAGGAGGCUCAGCUCUCGGGCAAGUUGGGACUUGGGCCGGGGCCUGGAAGAAUGAUAGGCUGGGAGGCUGUGGGAGUGAGGCCAGGAGGCCUGACCGAGUUGGGGAAAGGCGGAGAAAGCUGGCCCCGGGGGAGGGGAGUCAGCUCCGUUUUGCUGGCCGCCCUACCUCCACAAAUACUCAGGACGUCUUCACUUAAUUUUGUAAGAUUAACUUACAAAAAAGUGUUUCACUAAAUAAAAUAAAACCUUCAUCUUCUGCC
Hippopotamus amphibius kiboko is the source of this 2518-nucleotide messenger RNA. RefSeq names its product acyl-CoA binding domain containing 4 (gene ACBD4). The transcript is spliced from 12 exons. The record is from RefSeq and is a predicted model, not a curated record. Bases 876 to 1880 code for a protein of 334 amino acids. Lineage: Eukaryota; Metazoa; Chordata; Mammalia; Artiodactyla; Hippopotamidae. Gene Ontology annotation, molecular function: fatty-acyl-CoA binding. Gene Ontology annotation, biological process: fatty acid metabolic process.